Messenger RNA from Trematosphaeria pertusa, 1460 nucleotides. Its product is annotated as ribose-5-phosphate isomerase. Gene Ontology annotation, molecular function: ribose-5-phosphate isomerase activity. Gene Ontology annotation, biological process: D-ribose metabolic process; pentose-phosphate shunt, non-oxidative branch. The transcript has 2 exons. The record is from RefSeq and is a predicted model, not a curated record. Lineage: Eukaryota; Fungi; Ascomycota; Dothideomycetes; Pleosporales; Trematosphaeriaceae. Gene Ontology annotation, cellular component: intracellular membrane-bounded organelle. Bases 389 to 1234 code for a protein of 281 amino acids.
UCACGAGCAACAGCAAUUCCCUGUGAACUUUUUCAUGGACUGAUAUCAUCACACCUCAGAGAUCCUAGGAGUGUAACGGUGGUAUCUCAAGCCUCUUCCUGUCGCACAGUUUUCUUUUCUUGAGCUUGUUGCCCUGUUCAUGCGCCUAAAUUCGCGACAGUCACUCCACCGGCUCGAUAAUAUAACUCAGCAAAUCCGCUGCAUCAGUCAUCAAAACUCUCAAUUGCUGCCCUACAGCUGCCAAUUGGUCUCCCGUGCUUCUUUCCUACCCCUCAAUACCAACGCCCUUCUGCGGGCCCAUCCUCCUACGCUCCCUACAUUUUGUCGUCGGAAUCGUCAAUUCCGAGCCCUUUCCUCAGCCUCCACUCGAAGAGUCGAGGAAAGAAAAAUGACCGACGUAAACAUUGAAUCGGCCAAACGUGCGGCCGGCAAACAGGCCGUGGCGGACCACUUCGAUCCUUCUGCGAGCCACGUUGGCAUUGGUUCCGGCACGACCAUCGUCUACGUCGUAGAGGCAAUCAAGGAGAGCUCAACGAACCCCCAGAUCCGCUUCGUACCCACUGGAUACCAAUCGCGCCAAGUGAUCGUACAAGCAGGCCUGACACCGAUCGCUUUCGACAGCCUACCGGAGGAUACAAUGCUGGACAUUGCUUUCGACGGUGCGGAUGAGGUAGAUGUCGAGCUGAACUGCAUAAAAGGUGGUGGUGCCUGUUUGUUUCAGGAGAAACUGGUUGCGGAGCGGGCGAAAAAAUUCAUCUGUGUUGCAGACUACCGCAAGAAGCAAGACCGCCUCCUGACGAACUGGCCCACUAUUCCCAUCGAAGUCGCUCCCAUCUCCGUACCUACCGUGCUCCACUCGCUCCGCGUCCUCGGCUCUUCGAACCCCAAGCUCCGUACUACACUGCUCGAGAAGUCCGGUCCAUUGAAGACGGAUCAAGAUUUCUUCAUCAUCGACGCGCCGUUCCCCAAGCUGCUGAUCGCAGAGGACAUUGCAGCGGGUAAAGGCAAGGGCGACGGAAGUGACGGGACGUGGGAGGUCAACAAGCUGAGUGAGGCUAUCAAGGCAUUGACAGGCGUGCUAGAGGUGGGCAUCUUCUCCGGGCUGAACGGUCCGGAUGCGGAUGCUAUCAGCGGGAAGGAGGGAGUAAAGACCGUGACUAGCGGGCAAAAACCGGUAGCUGUGUAUUUUGGAAUGUCCGACGGGAGUGUAGAAGUGCGGACAGCGAAGCAGUAGAAAGUGAUGUGGAGGGUUGUAGCUGUACAUUGUUUUUGGGCGCUCGUGACAUUUUGCAUACCUAGGUAGAUAUGAACGGAAAGUAGACCAACGGUGGAAUAGACGCGUUUGGCGAACGACAACGACACCAUCGAUCCCGUUACGAACGACCCCGAAGUUUUCAGGCACUUGCUAUAGCGGACAAUAAAUAUAAAUUCUUGGAGGCUUGUCAGAGCUCUCUUCUCAG